CCUUUAUUUCUUUGUCUUUGCUGAAGCGGGUCCGGAGCGGCGGAUUGUCGGCAUGAUCCGGCUCGGGUUCUCGGGCGGGGAGCCGGAGAUCGGAUCGGGGGUGGAAUGGAUGAUCCUCUGCGGAGCGAGACGGACAAGAUCCAUGCGAACACCGGCGCCUACCGAAACUCUGUCCGCACAAUGGCUGAAAGGACGGGCAGCAAUGGCUUCUCAAAUGCAUCAACUGCAGGAAAGGGCACGGUUUCCUGCCGAUGGCUGUGGAUGCUCAGCGGCUCGUUACGUGGCAAGCGGCUCCUCAAGUGUUGUAUCUUCGUCCUACUGACUUUCCUUCUGUUUCUCUGGAGCAGAAAUAUUAGUUCCAACGACGUCCGGAGCAGUCGCUCCUUAACGUUAAACACGUCCUUCAUGAUGCUGCCGUCCAGCGAAUGUAUCAGCAACACGAUCUUCCUCGUCCUACUGGUCACGAGUUCCCCCGGUCAGUUCCAGACACGCAACGUUAUCCGCCAAACCUGGGGGAGCAGACGGCGGGUUGGAGGAGCCACAGCGGUCACUUACUUCGUGUUGGGGCACGGGCGGGAGCGGCAGCCCUGGAUUGAAAUGGAGAACGCCCUGCACCGGGACAUCAUCCAGGCUGACUUCCAUGACACUUACUACAACCUGACCCGGAAGGUGCUGACGGGCCUGGGGUGGCUCUGCAGCUACUGCCCCUCCGCCGCCUUCAUGAUGAAGACUGACACCGACAUGUUCGUCAACACCGACUACCUGCUGGAGCUCCUGUCCCGCGCCCCCCGCAGCAACUUCUACACUGGUGUCAUUUUCGGAGGCAUGCUGCCGUUCCGCCAGAAACAGAGCCGAUGGUACGUCAGCACGGAGGAGUACCCUGGGGAAAGUUACCCACCUUUCUGUUCCGGCACCGGUUACGUCCUGUCCAUGGACAUGGCGUGUGCUGUGUGGAACAUCUCCCGGACUGCGCCGCUGUUCAAAUUGGAGGACGUUCACGUGGGGCUGCGCCUGGCGGAGCUGAACAUAAAGCCGGUGCCCAUCCACUCCAAGCGCGUGUUCUUCAAUGGCAGGGUUCCGUUCUCCAUCUGCACCUACCGGCGGCUCGUCACCUCGCAUCACGUGGACGACUCGGAUAAGCUGCUCUACUGGCGAGGCGUUAUGGACUCAGACAGCGCGGACUGCCCCGAAAAGACGUGACGAAAGCGUACUUACUUACUCUACCGUAUCGGGGAGAGGGUGAGGUGGUGGUGCGGUUUGGGGGUGAGUGUUGCACUUUAAGUAGCAGGUGGAGGCCAGAUACGGGAGAGGGCGGGCGGAUCGGCGGGGCGUUGGAAUGCCGCUGUGUGAUGGACAUUGCGGAGCGUGAUGGCGUUGAGAAUGCUGUGACUGAGAGGGAGACGAAGGUGGAUAGGGGCGAGAGGAACAGAGUAUGUGUGUGUGUGUGAGAAAGAGAGAGAAAGAGAGAGGGGAGAGAGAGAGAGAGAGAGAGAGAGAGAGAGAGAGAGAGAGAGAGAGAGAGAGAGAGAGAGAGAGAGAGAGAGAGAGAGCGAGAGAGAGAGAGAGAGAGAGAGAGAGAGAGAGAGAGAGAGAGAGAGAGAGAAAGAGAGAGAGAGAGAGAGAGAGAAAGAGAGAGAGAGAGAGAGAAAUGAGUGGAAGCCGAGGGAGGAUAAGAUAGCGUGUUCUUUUGUUCUUUUUUUGUGCGCCUACAGUCGGUUUCGGCGACCGGUUCGUCAUCUCGGUCUGCAGGUUUUUCCAACGUGUACCGUUACUGUAUUGAUUGUUUUAAUCAAUCUGUCACUCUACUCCGUUGGUGCUCUUGGUCCGCUCAGAAGUAACAACAGAGGUCUAUAGACGCAGAAGUGUGACGUCGAGAUGGUGCCUUGUGACGUAACGACUGGACUGGCGACGAGAGAGUAGUUAUCUGGAGACUGAAAGCAGAGGUAUUGAGUAGAUUAGGCAGAAGGCAAACACAAUUGAGGAAUGGUUACACUGGGAACAGUGUUGGAAAAUUAGGCAACGUUGGAUCAAGGACUAAAAGAUGAAUUAUUUAAGAAAGGAGGGAGGCAAAGCUAGGGGAGAGAGGAAACAACAAAGGUAGAGGUGUGGUGACUAGAACAGGAGUAAGAAAAUGGACAGACAAAGAGCGCGUGAAUUGGGCAGAGCGAGUGAGGAGGUAAGGGCUGGAGAGAGAGUGCGUGGAUCUGGAAGACCCUGAUGGGAGAAAGAGUGCAUUUUAAAUUUGUUUCCUCACCUUUUUCCUCUGUCAAGCUUACAGUGGCGUCGGCUGAACACGGCUUCACAUGGAAAACGUCUUUAACAACAGUCCACAAUCCCACAUUUUAUGCGGUGACAGGACGGAGAGACAGUGCUCUUGCCUGUGACGUCAUAAACCCCAAUACCGCGCUGUCUACCAUCUGUGCGAUUGGCUGAUACCUGACGUAUGAUUUACAGUAAUUUGCGUUUUACUAAUUUUCUGAACGAGCGAGCUAAUGAUUAUCAUCGAGAAGGGUGAGGGCUGGGAAACGAA
Molecule: messenger RNA, 2530 nt
Organism: Hypanus sabinus (Atlantic stingray)
Lineage: Eukaryota; Metazoa; Chordata; Chondrichthyes; Myliobatiformes; Dasyatidae
Product: beta-1,3-galactosyltransferase 5-like
Exons: 3
Coding region: 106-1200 (364 amino acids)
Cellular component (GO): membrane
Molecular function (GO): N-acetyl-beta-D-glucosaminide beta-(1,3)-galactosyltransferase activity
Source: RefSeq, a predicted model, not a curated record